GCCACUGGUAUGCAGACAUUUUCUUCUUCUUCUAACUUCCCCUCCUGAGAAAGGGGAGGUAAUUAUCAGCGAAACAAAAGUCCAGAAUGCGAAGCUUGCCACUUUCACUUCCUCUCUUGCCCCUUAACCCAGCUCUGUUUUGAAUACAGUAAUUGCCUUGGGGCACCGGAGCAAGGGAAAGAGGACAGCAGUGCCUCAGAGUCUGCCCGGCAGGCGGUUACAGCCUAGCAUGCUCUCACAGGUGCAUUUCUAGUCCCAGAAAAUGCCGGGAUGAUGCCGCCCACCCGCCUGGCUGGGACUCUGAUCCCAGCCAUGGCCUUCCUCUCCUGCCUGAGGCCCGAGAGCUGGGAUCCUUGUAUGCAGGUGGUUCCUAACAUUACUUACCAGUGCAUGGAGCUGGGUCUCUACAAAAUUCCUAGCAACAUCCCCACGUCAACCAAGAAACUGGACCUGAGCUUUAACCCAUUGAGGCGUUUACGCAGCUAUAGCUUCUCCAACUUCUCAGAACUGCAGGUGCUAGAUUUAUCCAGGUGUGAAAUUCAGAUAAUUGAAGAUGAUGCAUUUCAGGGCCUAAAGCAUCUCUCCACCUUGAUAUUGACGGGAAACCCUAUCCAGAGUUUAGCCAGGGGAGCCUUUUCUGGACUAUCAAGUUUACAGACCCUGGUGGCUGUGGAGACAAACCUAGCAUCUCUAGAAGACUUCCCCAUCGGACACCUGAAAACCUUGAAGAAGCUUAACGUGGCUCACAAUCUUAUCAAUUCCUUCAAGUUACCUGAAUAUUUUUCUAACCUGCCCAGCCUGGAACACUUGGACCUUUCCAAUAACAAGAUCCAAAAUAUUUAUCAUAAAGACUUGCAGGUUCUACAUCAAAUGCCCCCAUUCAAACUCUCUUUAGACUUGUCCCUGAAUCCUUUAGACUUCAUCCAACAAAGUGCCUUUAAAGAAAUUAAGCUCCAUGAACUGACUUUGAGAAGUAAUUUUAAUAGUACGGAUGCAAUGAAAACUUGUGUCCAAGGCCUGGCUGGUUUAAAAAUCAAUCGGUUGGUUCUAGGAGAAUUCAAAAAUGAACGAACCAUAAAAGAUUUGGACAAAUCUGCAUUGGAGGGACUGUGCAAUUUGACCAUUGAAGAAUUCCGGCUAACAUACUUGGAUGACUUCUCAGAGGAUUGUAUUGGCUUUCUAAAUUGUUUGGCAAAUGUUUCUGCAAUUUCUCUGGUGAGUCUGUAUUUCAACAAGCUAGAAGGCUUUCCUAAAGAUUUCCAAUGGCAAUAUUUAAAAUUGGCUAACAGUAAAUUUCAAUACUUUCCCACACUGGAGCUUGCCUCUCUCAAAAAGUUUGUUUUCACUGACAACAAAGUUCUGAGCCCUUUUACUGAGGUUAACCUACCAAACCUUGAGUUUCUGGAUCUCAGUAGAAAUGGCAUGUUUUUCAAGGGCUGCUGUUCUCACCGUGAUUUGGGGACAACCAGACUGAAACACUUAGAUUUGAGCUUCAAUGAUGCUAUUACCAUGUCUUCGAACUUCUUGGGCUUAGAGCAACUAGAACAUCUGGAUUUCCAGCAUUCCAGUUUGAAACAGGCCAAUGACUUUUCAGUAUUCCUGGCACUCAAAAAUCUCCUUUACCUCGACAUUUCUUAUACUAACACACACGUCAUCUUCCAUGGCAUCUUUGACGGCUUGUUCAGCCUCCAGGUCUUGAAAAUGGCGGGCAAUUCUUUUCAGGACAACUUCCUUCCCAAUAUCUUCACAAAUAUGCAGAGCUUGACCGUCCUGGACCUGUCUAAGUGUCAACUGGAACAGGUGUCUCAGGUGGCAUUUAGCUCACUCCCUAAGCUUCAGUUGCUAAACAUGAGUCACAACAACCUCUUGUUUUUGGAUACACUCCCUUAUCAACCCCUGCACGCCCUCCGGGUUCUGGACUGCAGUUUUAACCGUAUAGUGGCCUCUAAGAGGCAAGAGCUACAGCCUUUCCCAAGUAGUCUAGCUUCCUUAAAUCUCACGCGGAAUGACUUUGCUUGUGCUUGUGAACACCUGAGUUUCCUGCAGUGGUUCAAGGACCACAGGCACCUUUUGGUGGGAGCUGAACAAAUGCUGUGUGUGAACCCUUCAGAUAUGGAGGGUGUGCCUGUGCUCAGUUUUAGGAAUUCCACCUGUCAGAUGAGCAAGACUAUCAUCAGUGUGUCCGUUCUCACUGUACUACUAGUAUCUGUGGUAGCAGUUCUGGUCUAUAAGUUCUACUUCCACCUGAUGCUUCUUGCUGGUUGCAAACGUUACGGCAGAGGUGAAAGUACGUAUGAUGCCUUUGUUAUCUACUCGAGCCAGGAUGAGGAUUGGGUGAGGAAUGAAUUGGUAAAGAACCUGGAGGAGGGGGUGCCCCCCUUUCAGCUCUGCCUUCACUACAGAGACUUUAUUCCUGGGGUGGCCAUCGCCGCCAACAUCAUCCAGGAAGGUUUCCACAAAAGCCGGAAGGUGAUUGUGGUCGUGUCCCAGCACUUCAUCCAGAGCCGAUGGUGUAUCUUUGAGUAUGAGAUUGCCCAGACCUGGCAGUUUCUGAGCAGUCAUGCGGGCAUCAUUUUCAUCGUCCUACAGAAGGUGGAGAAGACCCUGCUCCGGCAGCAGGUAGAGCUGUAUCGCCUUCUCAGCAGGAACACUUACCUGGAGUGGGAGGACAGUGUGCUGGGGCGGCACAUCUUCUGGAGACGACUCAGAAAAGCCUUGCUGGAUGGCAAACCGAAGAGUGCAGAAGGAACUGAGGAUGCCGAGAGCAGCCAGCACUUAGCCACAACCCCCGCCUGGGAAGGAAAGCCUCCUUAAGUGCUUCUGGCCCAGCUGGACCCAGUGCAUGUUCAGUGACAAGUAUUAAGUGCGGCAACAUGGUAGGCUUUGGUCCAAGGGCACGUGAUUCAGUGGUGUGCAAGCUACCCAGGACCUGUGAUCUCCUGGAGUUUUCAGUGCAGAGGGAAUGGAUACUGGGCGACAACACAGAACCUGCAGGUGGAUGUUUCAGCCACUCAGCUAAGGAGUCCACGGCAGGAAAAGUCAACUCAAAUCUUACCCCACAAAAUUGAAUUAUAACUAAGAGAUUGGCCCCAGUCAGAUCAGAAAAGGAUGUAGUUCUUCUCCUGAGGCUUUUGAAUGGAAAGCACCUCGUAGCUUACAGUUUAGCCAUCUUAAAACAAAGCAUACUGCUGGUUUCAACUGAACUGGGUCUUUGCUCACUUUUCCCUUUUCUACUGAAUACAAUUGAAAUUCCACUUGAUGACGCAGAGGCUCCUGAUUCAGACUCUCGCUCCACUUUAGGUCAGUUUCCUUAUAAGGUUUAAAGUCUUGCAACGGAUUCCUAAGGAAACCUGAUCAACACAUAUUUACAAACAACCUGGUCAUUCCUUAGCAUGUUCUAUUUAUUAACUCCUAGUCCCUGAUAAUAAUUUUUUGUUUUUAUAAAUCCAGUUCUCAUUUUGUAUGUUUUCUCUAUAAACCUUUAUCAUAAAUAAGGUUGUUAGAGACAUGCUGGAAAUAUCCAUUAUUAAGCACUAUCUUUCAAGCAAAUAUGUAAAAUAUACUCUGUCACUCUGUCACUUGAUGUCAUUCUAAAUUUAUUACCUAGUAAGUUAUGACUGUUAUACAGGUAGCAUUAAAAUAAUUUGGUUGAAUUUGGCACUCGCAGUAAUGGGGGCAAGAAGUCCAACUUCCUGGUCUCAUAAUGAACAAUUUGGGCCAGAGGAAGGGCAAGAGGUGGGAUGACGCCAGGUGGUCAGCUCUUCUUGCCGAUCCCAGAAACAUAUGGGCUGACAUAGCUGCUGGGGACCACAUAAGAAGAGUUGCAGUAAAGCUUCCCCUCUGCAUCAAAUGAGUGUUGUUUGAUGGAACAUUGAAUCCCUCAGGGGAUUGUGAAAUAAUUCAAGGUGGGGAGCUCAGGUUGCUGCUUCCUGUUAGGUAUCAUUCCACUUCCAUGACCUCAUUUACAAAAGAGUAGAUGUUAUCACUGAGUAAACAAUGUCUCUGAGGUUAACGUGACGUAUGUCACGGUAAAGGCUAGUUCUCAGAAAAGGACACUCAUCCAGCUUCCCCAAGAACGGUGAAAUCAAAGAAAGCAAUGAGGACGUUUGGAAAAUACUUAACAGCAGCUUUACAGAGCAGUACUUUACGCUAUUUUCUAUUUGAGUGAACUAGACUCUCAGAGAAGUGAAGCCCAAGGCACACACGAACGGCAGUGAAGGUGAGUGUUGGCUUUCUGCAAAGCCGCAAAAUCCAAAACACUAGGGGGUCUCUUUGGAGUUAGAACAGGUAAACACUAUGCUAAAGCUGCCUCUCAGUGUCUGUCCGGUUUUGUUCUUUGUCCAGAUAUUUCAGCUCUAACUGGUUAAACUUCGUAUGCAUGCACACUACAUUGAAUCUCCCUCCAGGCCUUCAUGGAAAGAAAUCUGGUAUAAAUAACUCAUUUGGUACAUAUAACAUAUAUAUACAUAUGCAUAUGCAUUUGCCUGGUGAUUCAUCGUCCAGUGAAAAAUACUUGACUCGUGUCAACCACACAGAGCUGUCGGGGUUUCACUUCUCCUUUUGCCAGCUUUGAGUGUGAAGCAACAGCAGGCAGUGGAAAUUGAGACAGGUUUCAUGCGUUUUUCGGAGAGAAGGUUGCUCUUGGCAUAGUACAGUUACUUUGCAGAAGGGGAAGAAGGCUUCCCCCUUAUAACUUUUAUCUUUAAUGGCUAUUUUUAGGCCCUAUUCUAAUUAAAUUCCCACACCACGCCUAUGAGACGGGCACUAGUAAUAUCAGCAUUAGUACCCAUUAGAACACGGAGAAUUUAAAAUAUGUUCAAUUCAAGAAACGUGAUUUGUAUGGGUGAGUAAUCCUCUGGGGCUUUAUAAAGGUGGUGGAGGGAAAAACACAGAGUGGUCCUUCCACAAACAACAUUUUAGCAACUGCUGUUUUCCCAACCGGAAAAGCCCACUGUAACUGUAAUUCUACAAUUUCCUUUUGACUUAGCCUCCACUCAUGGUAUUUUCAGAACCCCAACCUGCUUCUGGAUUAUAUAAGCUUUCUACAAAUCAGCAACAGGUUCCUAGAGGGUCUUACAUGAAUUUACAAGAAUGACAAGAGCUCUGUGAGGGCAGAGAGCAUGUCUGCUCAUCCUUUGCUUCUUCAGCUCUGAGCUCAAUGGCCCAAACAUGGCAGACAGACAACAUUUGUUGAGGUGAAGAACUGACUGGUUAACAAAGAACCAUCUCUACAGGAAAUGUUGUUCUCUGUGCUUUCCAGACAAGGUGCCCAAGUCACAGACCACUGAAGUUUUGGGGCUCCUGACUUCCAUGGCUUUCUCUUAUUCCUGUUAUCUCAACAUGGAUUUUCUCAGCCAGUUCUCCACCAUUGUGAUUUUGAUUGACAUUAACCAAAGGGAAUGUUUACUAUCGUCAAUUAUCAAUAUUAUGAUUACAACCAUAAGGGCAAAAGCAAAUCAAAGACACAUGUGACUAAAGAUUUUUAACAAUGGAUAAAUCAGGCCCAGUAGAUGAUGGGCUUCUUGUACACAACGUGCUUAGGUUGAUGUAUCUUUCUCCAGUCAGCCAGACUUCCUGAUGGGAAUCACAAACCUGUGAUUGAACACAGAAGUUAUGGGGGAAGUUCCGAAAGCUAACAGUUCUUCAGAUGGCUGGAAUAAGAUCAAUUACUCUGGAUUCUAAAUAUGAUGGACAUCAAGUUUUGUCAACUCAAAGUAAAACCCGUGGAAUAAGUGGGUGAUCAAAUGGAAUCAAAGUCACUGAGCACCAUGUGUGCUCAUCUAAUUGUUGCCAUUACUUUGUGAGUUAGGUACCACUCUCCUUAUCUUAAUGAGGUGGAAUAGAUGCCCAGAGAAGAUGAAUAACUUGUCCAAGAUCUCACAGCUUAUAUGGAUUAAUCACAAUAAUAUUUGCUAAGCUUUUGGCACAUGCCUGUUACUGUUCUAAUCUGUAUAUUAAUUCAUUUAAUUGUCACAAUCAAAUGGGCAAGUACUGGUAGCUGUGUCAUUUCUCAGAUGAAGAAACUGAGGUGCAAAGAGUGAACUGCCCAAUGGAAAGGAGAGAAUUAGGGUGUGAAAUCAAGUCAGCCUGAUUCGCAGGGCUGCAUUCUUUCCACAUCACAGCUGCCGUCAUGCCCUGGGCUGUUUUACCAGGGGUAGUCAGAGGAGUGUCUGGAGAAUAAUGCAGACAAGGUCAGUAACUCCCGUGCCAUUUAGAAAUUGAAAGUUUAAAUGGCAGUGUCUGCUAUUCUCCACAUAUUCUACAGAAAUAGAGAUGAUACCUCCCUGUGACAGUACUAAGUGACAAUUCUGAGUGUAAAUGGGCUUUUGGGCACAAAUUGUCCUGUCCUAAUAGUCUUGAUUAUAAUUAUAAAAUAAUGGGUUUCUGAAAGGCUGCGAGCAAUUCUGGGAAUGGCAAUAAGGGUUUAGAAACGACGUGUUGUUUAUGGGAGAAGUGUUUUGUUGGAAAUUAAACCCACGUUUAGGAGAAAGGAGUGUGUUGUAUGCUCUUAAGAAACUAUCUCACUAUGUAAUUAAAUCAAAACCAGUCAGCUGCC
Rhinolophus ferrumequinum (greater horseshoe bat) is the source of this 6556-nucleotide messenger RNA. RefSeq names its product toll like receptor 4 (gene TLR4). Gene Ontology annotation, molecular function: transmembrane signaling receptor activity; lipopolysaccharide binding; lipopolysaccharide immune receptor activity. Gene Ontology annotation, biological process: defense response to Gram-negative bacterium; immune response; toll-like receptor signaling pathway. Lineage: Eukaryota; Metazoa; Chordata; Mammalia; Chiroptera; Rhinolophidae. The record is from RefSeq and is a predicted model, not a curated record. The coding region runs from base 271 to 2814 and encodes 847 amino acids. Gene Ontology annotation, cellular component: membrane. The transcript is spliced from 3 exons.